This is a messenger RNA of Bufo bufo (common toad), 2969 nucleotides long. RefSeq names its product adhesion G-protein coupled receptor G1-like. The coding region runs from base 349 to 2382 and encodes 677 amino acids. Lineage: Eukaryota; Metazoa; Chordata; Amphibia; Anura; Bufonidae. Gene Ontology annotation, molecular function: G protein-coupled receptor activity. Gene Ontology annotation, biological process: cell surface receptor signaling pathway; adenylate cyclase-activating G protein-coupled receptor signaling pathway. The transcript has 14 exons. The record is from RefSeq and is a predicted model, not a curated record. Gene Ontology annotation, cellular component: membrane.
UACUUUUUUUCUACAGAACAGGAAGCAUCGACCUCAGAGUUGCACACAUCGCCACGUGUGGACUUGCGCCAGCUUCUGUGCAGCACCAGUGCACCCACAAGAUAGCGUCUCAGGCCUGGGGGAUGGGCCGUAGCACCCUCCUCUGUGCUUGUAACUGGGGCAAUGCACAGGUGCAGCCACAACAAGGGGGGAAAUGUGCCUGAUUCACAGCUAUCCGUUACACCGCCUGAAAAUUCAACAUGAGAGCACUACAACUCUCAACAUGUCAGGUGCCUAGAGAGAAACCACUGCACAGGGCUAAUAACAGGCGUGAUCUCAUGCAUCCGGGAGGGAUCAUGGGAUUAAGUGAUGUUACCUGCGCGCACACCUGAGGGGGAGGAGCCCUUUCCGGGAUCUGCCAAGACUCCACAGCUUCAGAGCCCGGAUCACCCUGGAGGAUCAGUCACCAUGUCCCUGGUGUUCCUGCUGCUACUUCUGCAUGGGGCGGUGCCAGGUAUGCGAGCGCUGUCACUGUGCGGAUGGAGGAGGCAGGAGAUUGGUGGAAACAACCUGCGAUAUUGUGGCAGCUCUGGAGAGAAUACACUGAGCGUGGUGAACACAGAGGAGGCCCUGAUCGUGCGUUCUCCUCUCCUCACCUCUGGGGACAUCCUCCUGCAGUCGCAGCCCGGCCCUUAUACGUUCUGCGUGCACUGGGUUCCUGCCCUGCGCCUCCUCAACUUCACCUAUGGAGUGACCAAAUCAUGGAAUGUGUCGGCCAGCCCCCAGCCCCAGAGUAACCUGCCCCCAUCAGAAGCACAACCCCCAUCAUUCACCUGCGAGCCCAGCUACCUGCUCAUCAAUGUCACCAUCAAUGGGCAACCAGUGGGGAACUCCUGCAACUUCAGCUUCCCCCUCCGGCCCACCUACACAGAUGCCAAGAGUGUGGAGCAUGAGAUCUCACAAGUUGCCGACUAUUUGGACAGGGACACUUUCUUUGACACUGGACAAGUGUUCCGUGGCUGGAUUGAUGCAACGUUGUCCAAGGUGACAUUUGAUGAGGACAGGCGCCAUUUUGGGAAGGGCUCUCUGCAGGCGGCUGUAUAUAAGCUGCAUUCUGCUGAGGUGCUGAGUUCUCUUCCUGAUCAUCUGGGCAUUUCUUUGUCUUUUCCCAAAGAGCUUCUGGAAACAAUGGACCCUGGUACUCGGCUGCAGGUUGUCCGAAUCCGCAGCUCUGGAGCGCUCUUCCAGGAUGCUGCAAACAGCACGGUCCUGGACAGUCAGGUGGUCGGCGUCACCCUGGAGGGAACACCCGUCUCUAACCUUCCUGAAGACAUUGUCAUCACCUUUUACCACCAGCCCUUACAGGUGCAAUCGUCUGUGGUCUGCGUGUUCUGGGAUGAGUUGUCCGAAAACUGGAGGACGGAUGGAUGCCGCACGGUGCCUGGUGAGGGCCACACCGACUGCAGGUGUAACCACCUGACAUACUUCGCACUGCUGAUGCAGGUGCCCGGGGCCGUCCUCCCGGAGGUCCACCUCAUCUCGCUGUCGGUCCUGACAUUCGCUGGAUGCAGCAUCUCCGCCAUCUGCUGCUUCUUCACAGUCAUCUGGAUCUGCUGCUCCGGGAAGAUGCAGUCGAACCCCACAUUGCAGAUCCAUGUGAACUUGUUGGGGGCAGUGCUUCUUUUGGACCUGGGCUUCAUCGUGAGUGCUGUGCUGGGAGCCCUGGAGGAGCAGGGCCCCUGCAUCGGAGCAGCGGCCACUCUGCACUUUGCUCUGCUCGGCACUUUCUCCUGGAUGGCCAUUGAAGGCUUCAACCUCUACCGGCUCGUAGUCAAGGUCUUCCCGGCCUCCUCUCUCACCACUGUGAAGCUGGCCCUGGUGGGCUGGGGGGUCCCUCUCCUUAUUGUGGGUGCCAUGUUGUUGAUGGAGAGUUAUGGGGUUUAUCACAUCGCCGUGGAGCGACCGUCUUCCUACAACUCCACAGCCUCCAUCUGUUGGCUGACGGAGCCCAUCAUCCAGCUGCUGAAUCUGGGCUUCUGCGCUGCCAUCCUCCUGUUUAACUUCUGUAUGAUGGUGGCCAUGACCCGCCGCGUCCUGCGACUCUCCGCACACACAAGAGCAGAGAAGAUCCGCCAUUGUGUCACGUUGCUGGGGCUCAGCUGCAUGUUGGGCCUGCCAUGGGGCCUGGCCUUCUUCUCACAUGGAGCCCUUUACCUGCCCAUACAAUAUAUCUUCAGCAUCCUGAACGCCUUGCAAGGUCUCUUCAUCUUCCUGUGGUAUUGCACACUGUCACAGCCUUCAGCCAAGAAGCCGUCACACUCCUCGGACUGUACAAGUGCAACCCCAGCCUCGCCCAGGGCCGACCAGAGCCUCAGCAGUGACCACAAGAAGCUCCUGGGAUGAUGGGAGUGCUCCCAAUGUCACAAGCACUUUAUGAAGAGUGGGAGCCCAUGGUCAGAACCACAGCCUGGACUGGCAGCCGCCCCCCGGGGCACUCUAAAGAACUACACUUUAUAAAAGUGACAGCCGCGCGGAGAGGGCAGGCUCCAGCACACGCACCCGGCAGCCAUUGUCCUGGUUUGUGGUAUUCGGGACAUUUUUACUGUUUGUGUUUUAAUUGUAGAAAUUUCUAUGGCAAAAAUUAUAUCUUAAUUUAUAGGAUCUGAUCUAGGCCAAAGGCCAGCCACAUAACCGCCCGCGCCCUGCAAAUUGUGUCCACAUCUAAUCCAGGAAAACGGAAAUGAGAUCUCCAGUAAAAUGUGGAACAUUGUGUGACCAUAUAUCCCCAUGAGAGCCGCCACGCCGAGCGAGGAUGUGAGGAGGGAAAUGGAGUAGAAACAGCGUAUAAAUAGCGUCUGGGACCGCGGCCAAUGGGAGCACACGCAUCUGCCAAGUCAUUCUACAGCAAAAAGCUGCGUGCUCGCAUCAUCACGGUGUACGGCGAUGGGUGCAUUAUAUGAUUGCGCUGUAAAUAAAUUUCUCCGGUUGUA